Messenger RNA from Hibiscus syriacus, 1698 nucleotides. Its product is annotated as CTL-like protein DDB_G0274487. Gene Ontology annotation, cellular component: membrane. The coding region runs from base 16 to 1677 and encodes 553 amino acids. The transcript is spliced from 4 exons. Gene Ontology annotation, biological process: transmembrane transport. NCBI's taxonomy places the organism in Eukaryota, Viridiplantae, Streptophyta, Magnoliopsida, Malvales, Malvaceae. The record is from RefSeq and is a predicted model, not a curated record. Gene Ontology annotation, molecular function: transmembrane transporter activity.
UGGAGUUUUCUUUUGAUGCAGGUGGUGGUGGAAAGGGAGAGUGAAGAAGAAAGAAGAGAAGAGGAGAAAGAAGAUGGAAAAGGAGGAGUGGUGGUGGAAGAGAAGGAGAGAGAGGAAGAGGAUUUGGAGAAAGGAAAAGUGGGAGCUUUUGUUGAAGAAAAUAGAUUAGGGAUGAAUGAAGAAGAAAGAGACCAUUUUCAUGUGUCAAUGUUGCAGACAUUGAACCCGACAAACCCUCUAAGGAUUGUAAUCAAUGGUGGUACAAGAGUGGCUACUCCUUCCCCUUCCCAGUCUUCUCGCUUUCAGACACCUCCUCCUCCUCGUUCUCAGCCUCGUUCUACACCGACUCCACAACAAUCAGUGACAACACUGAAUUCAAGAAGAUUCACCAACAAAAUAAGCCUAUUAUUAUACUUGGUGCAUAAGGUUGCGGCUAUUGCUCUAGUGGGUUUUCUUAUCUUCAAGGGAAUUCAAGGGCUAAUCGAUGCAUCAAACCCUGCGAAACGGAAGGAGGAAAGGGUUCUUAAAUAUUUAUUGCCACAAGUUGAAGCAGCAUCUCUUUUGAGCAUCACUCUCGCAUUUGCUUGGCAAAAGGCUGUGCGGGAAUGGCCUCGGAUCAUGGUUUACUUCAUCCUCUGGUGCACUUUCUUCAUGUCUUUAUCUGCCGGGAUCCUUCUGAUCUGCUUCCAAAAGCCUUCCACCGAUGGUGUUGGAGUCUGCUUCAUUGCGUUUGCCAUCGGUAAUGGCUUGUAUGCUUGUUGGGUCUCUCAGCGAGUCGGUUUUUGUUUCAAGGUGUUGCUCAAAGCACUGGAACCGGUCGACAAAUUCCCCGACUUAAACCAACCUGCAUAUUGGAUGCUUGGGUCUGGGUUCUUGUGGAUGUCCCUAUGGAUCUUGGCUGUGGUUGGAGCCUUGAAUUUCUACUACCCACCACUGGUCAUAAUUGCAUUGGUGUUAAGCUUGGCUUGGACAACUGAAGUGAUGAGGAAUGUAGUUAAUUUGACAGUUAGCAGGGUGAUUGCUCUAUAUUAUCUAAGAGGAAUGCAGUCCAACACUCAGUUCUGCUUCCAGAGAGCCUUGACCCGGAAUCUCGGGAGUGCUUGUCUCGGUUCUUUAUUUGUGCCGGCAAUCGAAGCCUUGAGGAUCGUUGCCAGAGGCUUGAAUUUGCUCGAAGGAGAAGAUGAAUUUAUGUUCUCUUGUGCUCAUUGCUGUCUCAAUGUUAUGCAGUCCAUCUUCAGAUAUGGAAAUGGGUGGGCAUAUGUACAGAUAGCUGCCUAUGGAAAAGGAUUCGUUAAGGCAUCGCAAGAUACUUGGGCACUAUUCGAGAGGGAAGAAAUGGUACCGAUCGUGGAUUCCGACAUGACCAGCGCGAUUUGCUUCCUCACAGGCGUUUGCAGUGGCUCAAUUUGUGUUAUUGUUGUGGCUGCUUGGACUGCUACGGUCCACGAACCCUUUACUGCCACCAUCUCCCUCCUUGCCUUCUUCGUUGGAUACCUCAUGACGAGGAUCGCCAUGGCAUUGCCGCAUGCAUGUGUGAGCUGUUACUACGUUUGCUAUGCUGAAAAUCCCGAGAACCGAUUGUUUGACAAAACGAUAAAAGAGCGCCUGGAAAUGAUAAAGACAGGUCGUGAUGCGGUGAUGCCGACGCCUCGUGUACCCCGUCGAUUUACGAGAUAGCUGGUGCCGGUGAGUUGAAAA